GUCUUCAGAGCGGUGAACGGUGCGCUCCGCGACUGGGAGCACACUGCCGGCUCCCUUCUCCCGCGCUCUACCGCUUUCCCUUCUUCCCUCGCACCUCUCUCUCCCUCUUUUUCCCAUCUUCCUCUCCCUCGAUUUCUCUUCAUCCUGCCUUCUCUCUGCCUGUUUGCCUUUUCUGCCCCUUCCCUGGCUCCCCAACCCUUCUCUCUCCCUCUUGCCCUGUCUUGCUCCAUCUCUUCCUCUUUGCCUUUUUCUUCCUCCACCUUUCUCUCCUCUCCUGUCUUUUCUUUUUCCCGCUUUCCUUUCCUUCCCCGUUCCUUCCCUCUGCUCUCCUCUUCCCUUCCCUUCCCGCUAUCCUGUUUCCCAGUCCUCUAUCGCCUUCCUUCUCUCCGUCCCGCCUCCCUCUCUGGCCCCGGCUUCCCUCUUCCCUCGGGAAGGAGAGGACUGUCAGGUGUAUGUCUGCUCUAGGGGAGGAGGGGCGCAGCCACAGCCACCUGAGGGGUGCCCGUUGGAGGAGAGGGAGGAGACAGUGGUGGGAAGGGUCCUCUAGCUUCCUUCCCACAGCCCCUCCUGGCUGCCCCUUCUCCCAGAAUGAAGUUCCGCACCGGGGCGGCCUGGUCUAACCCCGGCAGCUAAAGCUGCCCCUUCCUGGUCAUCACACGUACUGAAAGCCCCUCUGCCCCCUCUUCCACCCAUUCUCAAUCCUGGUACCCAUGACUCCUCUCUGCCUUUCAGGCGCCCAGGCUACCUCCUUUGAUCUCUUUCCUCCUGUCUCUUGCUGCCAUUCUGUCUCUGUCUCUGUCUGACAGUCCCUGAGUCUUGGUCUCACCCUUAAUCACGCUGUGUCUCUAGCCUCUGGGUCUGCCUCUGCUCCCCCUCCCCAGUCUUCGGCCUCUACCACCCCUCUUCUUUCAGCUCUGGCCCCCCACUCUGCCCUGGGAGCCCAGUCCCCCUUCAAGGACUUCAGCUAGCUGUGUGCCGGGGGCAGGUUCUGGAGAGGCGGAGUGCCUGUGGAGGACAGACUUUCACAGGCUCUCAACCCUGUCUGAGGCUGCCCUGCUUGUCAUCUCAGCCUGACCUAGGCGCCCUGAGACCCCACCUCCAUGAAUCCCAAUCCCUGGAUUUUAAGCCCUUUCCCUGGUAGCCCCCAUCUCCUCCAGCCCCAAGCUGCAUGCCCACCCUGGGAGCAGAGGGGCCAGUUUGGGGUUCCAAGCCCUCCCAGCAUCCCCUCUCCUAUCUUCUUCCCAAGCUUCUCUACUCAGAGUUGAGUGGCCGGAGAUUUAUCAGCUUGGAGGGCUGGAGGUGGAUACGGGCAGAGCCUGGGUGGAGGGAAAGAUCAGACUGUCUGCUCUCUGUCUUAGUCUGGGUUCUGGGCAGUGGGGCGUCUGGUUCCUUGGAGGUGUGAUCUUCCGCAUCUAACUUUGGGGAGGUUUAAGAGUUUAAGGGUUUCCUUAACCGUAAACAGCUGUGCAUCCUGCAGGUGUGGAUCCAUGGGGCAGCCCCGAAGCAUCUGCCCCUCUGCCCCAGCCAGCUCAUGCCUCAGCACCCGGGAGCAGUGAACAGAGCCCUGGCUGAGCCCAAACAUGUGGGGCCUGGUGAGGCUCCUGCUGACCUGGCUGGGUGGCUGGAGCUGCAUGGGGCGCCUGGCAGCCCCAGCCCAGGCUUGGGCAGGGUCCCGGGGGGCCCCAGGACCAGCACUGCUUCGGACCCGACGGAGCUGGGUGUGGAACCAGUUCUUUGUCAUUGAGGAAUAUGCCGGACCAGAGCCUGUCCUUAUUGGCAAGCUGCACUCAGAUGUGGACAGGGGUGAGGGCCGCACCAAGUACCUGCUGACCGGAGAGGGGGCAGGCACUGUAUUUGUGAUUGACGAGGCCACAGGCAAUAUCCAUGUCACCAAGAGCCUGGACCGGGAGGAGAAGGCACAGUACGUUCUACUGGCCCAAGCUGUGGACCGAGCCUCCAACCGACCCCUGGAGCCCCCAUCGGAGUUCAUUAUCAAGGUGCAAGACAUCAACGACAAUCCACCCAUCUUUCCCCUUGGGCCCUACCACGCCACAGUACCCGAGAUGUCCAAUGUCGGGACAUCAGUGAUCCAGGUGACCGCUCACGAUGCCGAUGACCCCAGCUACGGGAACAGCGCCAAGCUGGUGUACACUGUGCUGGAUGGACUGCCUUUCUUCUCUGUGGACCCCCAGACUGGAGUGGUGCGGACCGCCAUCCCCAACAUGGACCGCGAGACACAGGAGGAGUUCUUGGUGGUGAUUCAGGCCAAGGACAUGGGCGGCCACAUGGGGGGGCUGUCGGGCAGCACUACGGUGACGGUCACCCUCAGCGAUGUCAACGACAACCCCCCCAAGUUCCCUCAGAGCCUGUACCAGUUCUCCGUGGUGGAGACCGCUGGGCCGGGCACCCUGGUGGGCCGGCUGCGGGCCCAGGACCCAGACCUGGGGGACAACGCCCUCAUGGCAUACAGCAUCCUGGAUGGGGAGGGGUCCGAGGCCUUCAGCAUCAGCACAGACGCCCGGGGUCGAGACGGCCUCCUCACUGUCCGCAAGCCCCUAGACUUCGAGACCCGUCGCUCCUACUCCUUCCGUGUGGAGGCGACCAACACGCUCAUCGACCCAGCCUACCUGCGGCGAGGGCCCUUCAAGGACGUGGCCUCAGUGCGCGUGGCUGUGCAGGAUGCUCCAGAACCACCCGCUUUCACCCAGGCUGCCUACAUCUUGGCAGUCCCCGAGAACAAGUCUCCCGGGACCCUGGUGGGCCAGGUGUCAGCUGCUGACCUGGACUCCCAGGCCAGCCCGAUCAGAUACUCCAUCCUCCCCGACACGGACCCAGAGCACUGCUUCUCCAUCGAGCCUGAAGAUGGUACCAUCCGCACGGCAGUGCCCCUGGACCGCGAGGCUCGUGUCUGGCACAACCUCACAGUGCUGGCCACAGAAGUCGACAGCUCCGCACAGGCCUCCCGGGUGCAAGUGGCCAUCCAGACCCUGGAUGAGAAUGACAACGCUCCCCAGCUGGCGGAGCCCUACGACACCUUUGUGUGUGAAUCUGCAGCCCCCGGCCAGCUGAUUCAGGUCCUCAGGGCCCUGGACAGAGAUGAAGUCGGCAACAAUAGCCGUAUCUCCCUUCAAGGUCCUCUAGACCCCGAUGCCAACUUCACUGUACGGGACAACCGAGAUGGCUCUGCCAGCCUGCUGCUGCCCUCUCGCCCCGCCCCGCCCCGCCAGGCCCCCUACCUGGUCCCCAUAGAACUGUGGGACUGGGGGCAGCCGGCACUGAGAAGCACCGCCACAGUAACUGUCAGCGUGUGCCGCUGCCGGCCCGAUGGCUCCGUGGCCUCCUGCCGGCCCGAGGCUCAGCUCUCACCUGCUGGGCUCAGCACCGGGGCCCUGCUCGCCAUCAUCACCUGUGUGGGCACCCUGCUUGGCCGUUCUGAUUGGAACCAGGCUGCCCCACGCCUGGCCCUGCCGGCUCAGCGGCCCGUGUGCGCCUCUCCCCCAGCCCUGGUGGUGCUCUUCGUGGCCCUGCGACGCCAGAAGCAGGAAGCCCUGAUGGUGCUGGAGGAGGAGGACGUGCGUGAGAACAUCAUCACCUACGACGACGAGGGCGGCGGCGAGGAGGACACAGAGGCCUUCGACAUCAGCGCCCUGCAAAACCCCGACGGGGCCGCCCCGCUGGCUCCCGGCCCGACCGCACGCCGAGAUGUGCUGCCCUGGGCCAGGACGCCGCGCCAGCCCCGGCCCCCCGGCCCCGCCGACGUGGCGCAGCUGCUGGCGCUGCGACUGCGCGGGGCGGACGACGACCCCAGCGUCCCACCCUACGACUCGGUGCAGGUGUACGGCUACGAGGGCCGGGGAUCCUCCUGCGGCUCCCUCAGCUCCCUGGGCUCCGGCAGCGAGAUCGGCGGCGCCCCGGGCCCCGCUGAGCCGCUGGACGACUGGGGGCCGCUCUUCCACACCCUGGCCGAGCUCUACGGGGCCAAGGAGCCCCCGGCCCCCUGAGAGCCGGCCUGGCCCUGCCCGCCAGGGCGUGGCGGCUGCACAGGCCCUCUGAGUGAGCCCCCGGGGUCCAGGCAGGCGGCAGCAGCCCAGGGGUCCCCAGGCCUCCCCGAUCCCCGUGUCCCUCCUCCCCACUUCCCCAGGGCAACCUCCUCCUUACCUCCCUCGUCCUGAGUCGUCUGUUCGUCUCUCUCCAGGGAUCUCUGUCUCUGUCUCUGACACUCUCCCUGUCUGGAUCUGCGUUGUGCGGCUCAGACUCUGAAUCUUUCCGUUCUCUCACUGUGAUUCCACUUUCUUGUGGCUCUGUUUUGGUCUCCCCCAUUCUAAAUCUGUCACUCAUGGCUCUGUCUGUCGCCCGUGCCCGCACACACGCUCUCUGUCUGUCUCCUGCCCACGUCUGCCCGCAUUCUCUGUGGGUCCCUGUGACUGCCUUUUUGGUUUCUUCCGUUGUCCAUCCCAGAAACAAGAGAAACUUCCAGCCACUGCUGCCCACCCUCCUGCAGGGGAUGUUCUGCCCCAGACCUGCCCGCAUGGUUCCAUCCAUCACUCAUGGCCUCAUCCUGGCUCCACUGGCCUCCAGCAGAGAGAGGGAGCCAGCUCACCUCCCGGGGCAAGAGCUCCAGCCCCCAACGUGGCCGCCUCCCUGGAGCUCUGCCCAGCUGUCAGCCGGCCCUGGGCAUCCUAGCUCUGGGCAUUGUCUUGUGUGCUUCCCAGGCCCCAGGGGGAGGGAUGGGAAGGAAAGAGGGAGGCAGCUGGGGAAGGGGAAGAGGGAGGAAGGGGAGGGGCCUCCAUCUCUAA
Aethalodelphis obliquidens (Pacific white-sided dolphin) is the source of this 4796-nucleotide messenger RNA. RefSeq names its product cadherin 24 (gene CDH24). The record is from RefSeq and is a predicted model, not a curated record. NCBI's taxonomy places the organism in Eukaryota, Metazoa, Chordata, Mammalia, Artiodactyla, Delphinidae. Gene Ontology annotation, cellular component: catenin complex; plasma membrane; adherens junction. Gene Ontology annotation, biological process: cell-cell junction assembly; homophilic cell-cell adhesion; cell morphogenesis. Bases 1581 to 4001 code for a protein of 806 amino acids. The transcript has 12 exons. Gene Ontology annotation, molecular function: cadherin binding; beta-catenin binding; calcium ion binding.